Messenger RNA from Paramecium sonneborni, 1370 nucleotides. Lineage: Eukaryota; Ciliophora; Oligohymenophorea; Peniculida; Parameciidae. The record is from the annotation of a GenBank genome assembly.
AGUAAAGAUAAGUGCUAAAUGAUAACGAUUUGCAUACACUUUUAUACAAAGGCUAAAUUGGUAUCAAUCAAUUACUCAUUUCUAGAUUGUCAGGUAUGCAUUUAUUGGAUGCACUCUCUAUUGCCAAUUUCCAUAGUCCUGAUUCUUAAAUCAAAGAACAUUUGUUUAAAACAGUCAAAUAGAACUACAAGUCCGAUUAAGAACUUCCAAAAUUAAUUUAGAGAUAUGAAUUAACUCUUGCAAUUGUAGAAAGCGAAUCACUUAAUGCAAAAGUAAAUUUUAAUCACAAAUAAAUUUUUAGUAAUAUAUUUCUCUAUAUGCAACAAUUAUGAAAACUAAGAUUAAGGAAUUCUUCACAAAUUAGAAACAUCAACUCUUUUGUAAUGUUUAUGUUCCUUCAAAAUUUACCAGAACUCUAACAAUAUUUUGUUAUAACCCAAAUAUGACAGGAUAUUUAGCCUUAGUUACAACUGAUCAAAUGAAUACAUUAAUUGCUAUGGAAGAAAUGAUGGCUUAGAUAGACACAUAAUAAUAAGAGAAUUUCUACUCAUUUGAUUAGAUUUUCGAAGAUGUAAUUCUAAAUUUUAAUUUUAGAAUAUAGCAACUUAAAUCAAUGUUACUCCAGAAAAAGAUUAAUAAAAAUUGGUAAGAAGACAUAAAAAGUCACUAUCAGAGCACUAAAUUUUUGAUUUUUAGAGGGAAUAAAAGGAAUAACAAAUAAUCACUUAAAUUUAAUCACUUCCUUAAGAUAAAGCAUGUAAUAUAUUAAUUUAUUUAUAGUGUUUUUUUCAUAAACAAAGUAAUAAACUUUUCUUUAAGACGAUUAUUAGUUCCCUUCUUUAGAUUAAAUAAAUUAAUUGAAAGCAUUUCCUAUUUAGGAUGAUAAGAAAAAGAUUGAAUAACAAUCAUAACCAUAUUAAUAAUCAUACAUUUAAUAGAGAUUAGAUGAAGGAAUUCCAAAUAUAGAUGAUUUAGAAUUCUUUCCCCCUUUAGAUUUAGUUUCAACUGCUAGUUGUCCUUCAUUAAAUAACAAAUUAAUGAUGACAGAUUAAAAGAAAUAAUCUUCAAAUCCAAUUUAUACUGGAAGACUGAAAUUUUUUGAUGAAUAAAAGAAUUAUGGUUUUAUAGUUAUGGAUGAAGAUAAAUCUGAUAUAUUUGUUCAUUUAGAUGAUUUACAAAAGGCUGGAGUUACAAAAGAGAUUUUAAAGACAUCAAAAUAAGGCUCAUUGUUAAGGUAUUUUAGAGGUUUAUUAUAUAGGUUUUAAUUUAAUUGUAUGGUAUAUGUUGGAAAAUAUAAAAAAUCAAGGAAAGCUGUUGAAUUGAAAUUACUAGCGAACUAAUAGGUUAAUAAUUUUAAGGGAAUUGCCUGA